This is a messenger RNA of Pantherophis guttatus, 1367 nucleotides long. The record is from RefSeq and is a predicted model, not a curated record. Lineage: Eukaryota; Metazoa; Chordata; Lepidosauria; Squamata; Colubridae.
UUCCUGCAUUCUCCUCGCCUGUGUCAGAGGAACCCGGGUUGCGUCGGAACGGGGCUGCUGGUGCUGCUGCUGAGGGGAAAGAAGGGACCUUCAAACCCCCCCCCCCUCCACUCCCUCACAUCGCGAACCCUGCUUUCUCCCUUCACCCCCCAGCCCCAUAUCUUCCACCAUCCCCCCCCUCCCAAUGCCCCUCCAGGGCGGCGUCUGAUCCCGGGAUCCCUGCCCGAUUUCCUCGGCGCCCAGCCAUCCUCUUCCUCCCGGGACUCUCGGCCAAGGACACCUCAAUUCUUGGUUCAUUACAGAGGGGGAUGGAAAAUUCUUCCGUGGCUUCUGCCUCUUCUGAGGCAGGAAGCAACCGGUCACAAGAAAUUGAGGAGCUGGAAAGGUUCAUCGACAGCUACGUUUUGGAGUAUCAAGUCCAAGGCUUGUUGACUGAAAAAACCGAAGGGGAUGAAGAGAACGAGAAAACACAGUCCAAUAUUUCGCAGUGGACCGUUGACUGUAACGAGGAAAUAGAAAGCAGCAUGUCCGGCUACAGAGGCAAGGGGUCAGCACCCCAUAACCAAAACCAGAAUGGAAACAAAAACAGCUCUCUGGACAUGUUGGGAACGGAUAUCUGGGCAGCCAACACUCUUGAAUCUUUCAGUGGGGCAACCUGGGAUUUGCAACCAGAGAAACUUGACUUCACACAGUUCCACAGAAAACUCCGCAACACACCUAAGCAUCCUCUUCCACAGAUAGACAGAGAAGGAAUUGGCAAAGGAAAAUGUGAAGAAGGAGAUGGAAUCAACUUAAAUGACAUUGGAAAAGUUCUCCCAGCCUGGCAGGGCUGUCACCCAUUGCCACAUGAAGCAGAAAUUGCACACACCAAAAAACUGUUCAGGAGGAGGAGGAACGACCGGAGGAAACAAAGGGCUCCUGGAGGAAACAAGCCACAGCAGCACUCAGAAAAUCAACAAGGCACCACCAAGCACAACAAAGAACACCAGAAACCCUCACAAGGAGGCCAAGCGCCACACUCCUCGGGGCGAUGUGGCCACCAUGGCUACAGCCAGAACCGGCGGUGGCAUCACAACCAGAAACACUCCCCCAAUGACAAAGAGACGCACCGAAACGCCAAAGAGACCGAGACUCUGAAAAUAGAAGAUACCUCUGUCUGCACGGUGCACAUCCCUCUGGAGAUGCACCGCAACCACGACGCCACCGAGAGGCCAUCGCCGCAGUACCUCCAGGAUCCCGAAAGCAAGCGGAAGGACAACCUCCACGAACGGAAAAACGAGAGACCCAAAGUUAACUUGCUGCAGUCUUCCAAGGACAGACUACGCCGGAGGCUAAAAGAAAAGCAAAACCAGCGCAAUGUCCUGUAA